AUGAAUAAUGGUGGCAGAAGAUGGCAAACUCGCAAUUUGCACUGUGUAUUUAUAGUGGAAGGAAUUAUUUUGCUACGCGCUCACCAAAUUUUGAGUCUGACCGGUAUAAGUUUCCAGCGAAAAAGUAUCAUUGGUUUUGUAGAACUGACAAUUGUCCCGCUGAAAGAUAGUUUAAGGAUAAUCAAAUUAAAUGCUCGGCAAUGUAGAAUUUACCGUGUGUGCCUGAACGACACAUUUGAAGCUCCAUUUCAGUACUUUGACCCAUUUUUGGAUAUUUGUCAAGGCGAUGGCAAACAGAGAUCGUUGGAGUUUUUCUCAAAUAUGCAUCUGGCAGCAGCGCAGAGAGUUGACCCGGACAACAACAACGGCGAGCUUGUCAUCCAGGUACCUCCUGAAGCAGCCCACCUAAUAGCGGAAGGACGUAAUUUAAGAAUAGGAAUUGAAUUUUCCUUGGAACAACCCGAGGGUGGAGUCCACUUCGUUCUUCCUGAUUGUGAAGGGACAUUAGCUGAGAGAGGCGCGCAUAUGUACACAUAUAGCUAUGAAAAUUCGUCGAGACUGUGGUUUCCAUGCGUGGAUAGUUUUGCCGAGCCAUGUACGUGGAAAUUGGAGUUCACGGUUGAUGAUUCUAUGACAGCAGUGUCUUGCGGUGAUUUGGUGGAAAUUGUUUAUACACCGGAUAUGCGAAGGAAGACUUUUCAUUACGUUCUUAAUACUCCGGCCUGUGCUCCUAAUAUUGCACUUGCUGUUGGACCAUUUGAAAUCUACGUUGACCCAAACAUGCAUGAAGUAACCCACUUCUGUCUCCCGCAUCUUCUGCCAUCACUAAAAGUCUCCGCAAAGUACAUGCACGAAGCAUUUGAGUUCUACGAAGAAACGCUGUCAAACAGAUACCCGUACUCUUGUUACAAACAAGUCUUUGUCGAUGAAAUCGAUGAAGAUAUAAACGCCUAUGCAACGAUGAGUAUUUUAAACACAAACCUCUUGCAUUCCACUGCGAUAAUCGAUCAAGUUUAUGUAACUAAAAAAGCUAUGGCUCAAGCAAUAGCUGAGCAAUUCUUCGGUUGUUUCAUUUCCAUGCAGAACUGGUCAGACCUUUGGCUACCAAAAGGCAUCUCGACAUACCUGACAGGAUUGUACGCUAAAAAAUGCUUCGGAAACAACGAGUAUCGGGAUUGGAUCCACUCAGAGCUUCAGGAAGUCGUAAAAUACGAAGAACAGUUUGGGGGAAUAAUUCUAGACCCGUCUCAGCCUCCAGCGCCACUUCCUAUUUCUACAAAUACUCCAGCUCCUACUCCAAGAGUUCCUGACCCCGGGUUCUACUUUCCAAUUCGUAAUUUACACACAAUGUCACCAAAGUACAUUGAGAUGCUAAGAAAGAAGGCUCAUCUCGUGAUUCGGAUGUUAGAGAACCGAAUUGGACAGGAAUUACUCCUACAGGUGUUUAACAAACAAUUAUCAUUAGCAGCGAACGGAGCUCAGCAGAAAAUCGAGUCCGGUCUCUGGCCGCAGAUGUUGAUCAGCACCAACGUCUUUACCAAGGCAAUUUUCACAGUCACUGGCAAGGACAUGGCUGUGUUCAUCGACCAGUGGGUGAGAACUGGCGGACACGCCAAGUUUAGCCUAAGUUUUGUCUUCAAUCGCAAGCGAAACACGGUUGAACUUGAAAUCCGACAGGAUACGACUAACCAGCGAGGCAUCAGAAAGUACGUUGGCCCAUUAUUGGUCAAUAUUCAGGAACUGGAUGGACCUUUUAAGCACACACUUCAAAUUGAGGGGACUGUUGCGAAAGCUGAUAUAACCUGUCACAGCAAAAGUCGUCGAAAUAAGAAGAAAAAAAUUCCUCUUUGCACUGGAGAAGAAGUUGAUAUGGAUUUGUCGGCUAUGGAUGACUCUCCAGUGCUCUGGAUUCGUCUGGACCCGGAUAUUACUUUGAUGAGAGCGGUUCAUAUAGAACAACCUGAUUAUCAGUGGCAGUACCAGCUGAGGCACGAGCGAGAUGUCACUGCUCAAGUUGAAGCUAUCGAAGCACUGCAAAAUCAUCCGACUCCUGCUACAAGAUUAGCGUUGACUGACACGAUUGAAAACGAGCAUUGUUACUACAAGAUCCGACUACGUGCAGCUCAUUGUCUCACCAAGGUCGCCAACGCAAUGGUAGGAACUUGGGCAGGACCUCCAGCAAUGCUCGCGAUCUUCCGGAAGCUUUACGGCUCGGCAUCUUGUCGGCGGAUAAUCAAACAAAACAACUUUACAAACUUCCAGCACUACUUCCUCCAGAAAACAAUUCCUGUAGCCAUGGCUGGUCUUCGAAACAUUCACGGAAUCUGUCCUCCAGAAGUCCUGGCGUUUCUCAUGGACUUAUUUAAGUACAAUGACAACAGUAAAAAUCGCUACUCGGACAAUUAUUACAGAGCAGCAUUGAUAGAGGCUCUUGGCGCGACGGUGAAUCCGGUGAUGAGUGUCCAACAAGGAGCUUCCAUCACUUCUGAGUCGUUAUCCGUCGACACAAAGGCAAUCCUCGAGGAAGUGACGAGACAUUUGAACCUAGAAAAAUUAUUACCGUGCUACAAGUACACCGUCACCGUCUCAUGCCUAAAAGUGAUAAGGAUUCUUCAGAAGUUCGGACAUUUACCGAGUAACCCACUUCUAUUCAAAGCUUAUGCAUCCUACGGGCAAUUUAUCGACGUGAGAAUUGCUGCUUUGGAGGCUUUGGUAGACUUUACGAGAGUCGACGGCAAGUGGAAGGACCUGGAGUUCCUUUUAGACAUGGCUGAGAUGGAUCCGCAUCCAGGAGUGAGGCACAGACUGGUGAGGUUGAUGGUACAGACUCCACCUUUUGACAAGUCUGUGAAACACCCGCUAGAUCGUCCAGAACUCGUUGAUAGGAUCUGGAAUCUUAUCAACGGAAUGCUGUCACAGGACUCUAAGCUUCGAUGUGAUUUCGUAGAUCUCUAUUAUACUUUGUAUCGAUCCAAGCGACCUCUUUGUCUGCCAAUUCCGGAACUCGCCGGACUGCUGAAGCCCAAAAAAGUUGAACCUGAGAAUGACGAGUCCAGGAUUGUUAAAACACCAGCUGUUAAACCGAUGCAGGAAAUUGUUGAACUGGAUCCUCCGAGUGUGAUUCCGUCUAUUAAAAGAAAGUCAUCACCGGCAAAAGAAACCGCCUUGGGAAUUUCUGCUCCAGAAAAUGUACCUGAACCCAAACGCGCUAAAAUCACUGAAGUUUCCGAAGACGGGAAAGUCAAGUCUCAGUAUUAUAGUGAUAACUCAGCAUCUCUUCCUGGUUUAACGGGUGCUCCCCCAGCUGGACCUGUCGGUUUCGAGCCGGGGAUGUUCAAGAAAGACUCCGACGAUCAUAAGACUAAAGGCGAAUCAAACAAGCAUAAGCAUAAGCAUGAUCACAAGCAUGGAAAGGACAAAGAUAAGAAAGACAAAGAUAAGAAGAAAGAAGAUAAAGGCAAGGACAAGGACAAAGAAAAAGACAACAAAGAUAAGGAAAAAGAAAAUGAUUUAAAAUUGAAGGAAGAAACGCUUUCAUCUAACAGCUCCAGUCCUAGUCCUGAGCCUACUAACAAUACGGAAUUUAUUUAUCCCCAUAGCUAUGGCAAUCUUAUCACGGAAGACAAAUUAGAUUCAAAUUCAUUGCUAGAAAAAAAACCUGUUAUUACUGAUAUUAAUGAUAAAUGGUUGGUUAAUUUUGUGAGUAAUAUUGAUAAUAAGUACGUGAGUUGUCAAGUUAUACCAAUAGACCGGCAAGUUUUUAUCGGAGAUGCAGAGUGUAUUUAUCACGCUGCGAAAGAAGAUCAUUGGUCUAUUACUAUAGACUUCUAUCACAGAUCAUUGAGAUUCGCGGACAUGGCGUCUGUUCAAGAUAAAAACAUUUUUUACAACGCGAAUUUGACAAGUGAAUACCAUCCGAAAAAGCGUAAAAUUGCGAUAAUGUUUGCUGAUCAACCGGUACUUUCUGAUAAAAAAAAACAUUUGAUAAAAGGUAUUGCGCAAAUGGCUUACCAAGAAGUUUUCGGUUAUAAUGAAGCAAAUCAAAUGAAGAAACUAGCUUCCAACGUUUCUGAUACGAAUCUUUCAAAGUGCUAUAUGCCCUUAUUUAAUGGCAAACGAGUAGUAGUUGGAGUUUUUGACUUAUUUAAAACACGUUUGAAGAUGGUGUACUCAUUAACGGAUGAAACUUUUCCUCAAUAUCACAACAUAUUGAACUUCAUGUUUUGUCACGUAUAUAGCAGCAAAGAAAAAGUUGUGCUUGUAGGAAUUUUAUCCAAGCCAGAUAAACCGAGUAUCAGUCCGCCUGAUCGAUCAGUCCUGGCAGAAUUUGAAAAUAUUGAAGAUCUUGGUCAAAUUUACAAAAAAAAAAAGCGCGAAUGGUUUGCUGCCAAUCCUAACCAUGAAUUUGAUUCGAAUGAAUCGGUAAAAUUAAAACCGGUGAUAAUUAAUUAUCAUGACAAAUGGUUGGUUAACUUUGUGCGUACUAUUGAUAAUAAAUACGAGAGUUGUCAAGCUAUGCCGAUAAGACGGCGAGUUUUUAUCGCGGAUGCAGAGUGUAUUAAUCGUGCUGCAAAUAUAGAUCAUUGGUCAAUCACCAUAGACUUCUAUCACGGCUCGAUGAGAUUUUCGAAUAUGGCUUAUGUACAAGACAAAAACAUUUUUUACAACGCGAAUUUGACAAGUGAAUACGAUCCGGAAAAUCGUAAAAUUGCAAUAUUGAUUACCGAUCAACGGGUGCUUUCGGACGAUAAUAAAGCUUUGUUGAUGGGUAUUGCGCAAAUGGCUUAUCAAGAAGAUUACACUAUUCCUCAAUAUGACAACCUGUUGAACUAUCUGUUUUGUCACAUAAAGAGCAACAAAGAGAAAGUGGUACUCGUUGGAGUUUUAUCUGAAUCAAAGAAACCGAAAAUCAAUAUUCAUGAAGGAAUACUCUCCUUAGAGUUCGAAAAUAUCGACGAUUUUGAUAUAAUUAUCCAAAGAAAAUUACGCGACCAAAGCUAUGGCAAUCUUAUCACAGUAGAAAAAUUUGAUUCAAAUUCAUUGCUGGGAAGAAAACCUGUGAUAACUGAUAUUUAUGAUAAAUGGUGGUUGGUUAAUUUUGUGCGUACUAUUGAUAAUAAGUAUGAGAGUUGUCAAGUUAUGCCAAUAAGGCGCGCUGCGAAAGAAGAUCAUUGGUCUAUUACCAUAGACUUCUAUCAGGGAUGA
Molecule: messenger RNA, 5205 nt
Organism: Cotesia congregata
Lineage: Eukaryota; Metazoa; Arthropoda; Insecta; Hymenoptera; Braconidae
Source: the annotation of a GenBank genome assembly